UAUCUUCUUCCUCUCUCUAUUUUUUACUCAACUGAAAUUUGGAUAAUGUCUUCACUGAUUUCACCACCACCUUCAUUUCUCAACAUUCAUUUACGCGAAACUCGCUUCUUCUCCACUCCCUUGUUUCUACUUCCACCAAGGAGCAUCGAAUUCAAACACAAACACAAAUUAAAAUGGAAAACGGUAGAGUGCAGAGUAACGAACUUAAACACGUCACCGUCAACGGCGUUAACAAAGGAACCUCACAAAUUCUUCGACCACGUAAUCAUAACCGUUCGUGGAGGAGACGGAGGUCACGGAGCGAUACUGAAUCAGAAACCGAAAAAGGAAGUUGAAAAAGGAAAAUCGAAUAGUAAUAAUAACAAUAAUAAGAAGAAAAGUUCGUUGAAGCGAGAUUUCGAUGGUUCUCUUAUACUACCAAUGGGUGGACAUGGUGGUGAUGUUGUUAUAUAUGCAGAUGAGAGUAAAGACACGUUGUUAGAGUUUCAUAAUAAGAACCGAUUUAACGCUAAACGUGGUGGCAAUGUUGAUGCAGUUGGUGUAUUCACUUCUUACUUGCGGAAUGGAAUUUCUGCUCCUAUUGUUCGUAUUCCUGUUCCUUUAGGUACAGUUGUGAAAAGCAAACGGGGAAAGAUGUUGGCGGAUUUAGCACGACCUGGUGAUGAAGUUCUUGUUGCGAGGGGUGGACAAGGAGGGAUUAGCUUGUUAGAAAUGCCAAGGGAUAAAAAGAAAAGGAUGAUGAGUUUGAUGACUAAUGUGAUGAGAGAUGACUCGGAUAAGGUUUUAGUUCACGGUCAACCUGGGGAGGAAGUUAAGCUGGAGUUGAUCCUACGAGUUGUAGCUGACGUUGGUUUGAUUGGACUUCCAAAUGCUGGGAAAUCGACGCUUCUGGCAGCCAUUACACUCGCAAAACCUGACAUAGCUGAUUAUCCUUUUACAACAUUAAUGCCAAAUCUUGGACGCCUUCCUGGCGAUCCCAACUUGGGAGCAGGGAUGUAUUCGUCUGAAGCGACACUGGCAGAUUUGCCUGGUCUUAUAGAAGGUGCUCACUUGGGAAAGGGUCUCGGUCGCAAUUUUUUGAGGCACCUUAGGAGGACCCGGCUAUUGGUCCAUGUUGUUGAUGCAGCUACUGAAAAUCCUAUAAAUGACUACAGAACUGUCAGAGAAGAGUUGCGCAUGUAUAAUCCCGAGUACCUUGAACGACCGUACAUUGUUGUUUUGAAUAAGAUUGACCUGCCAGAGGCUAAGGAUAGGCUUCCAACAUUGACUCAAGAAAUUCUGAGGAUUGGAAGUGAUGGUGGUGCUUCUGAACCAGAACCAGGUUCUGAAAUUUCUGCUCAAUUAUUGUCUGAUGAAAGCGGCAGAAAGGAAACACAACUUGAAGACUAUCCAAGACCUCACUCUGUUGUUGGAGUUAGUGUUCUGAAGGGUGUCAGGAUUAAGGAGAUGUUAAAGGAGAUAAGGUCCGCUUUAAGGCUGUGCUUAGAUUCUAAUGUAACAUCGGCUUCCAGUGUGCCACCGUGAGAUUUGCGUUCUAUGCUUUUUCAAACACUAGCAGUUAAUGAGGUUUUCUAGCAAAGACUACACAUAGAUUUGUUCUGGUAUUAAUUUGGCUUUUAUCAGAGAACAGAGAUGAAGAUAAUUACCGGUUGGUUUUAGAGAAAACACUACUGCGAUGUGAGAUGCUGGAAAUUUUUUGAGGUGAUAGUUCAAAUUCCUGGUCCUUGUAUAUUGUUGCAAGCUAGAUUGGCAAAUUGAUAUGUAAAUUAGAUCUUUUGUAGUAGAAUCUUAAAAUGUUUAUGUAACAUCCACAACAAGAUAUAUAUACUAAAGAAUCAUUUAUAUGUUAGGUCCAUUCCCAUGUUGGCAUGGUAUACAAGAUAUAUUUGUCAAAAAAAUAUUGAAUCAUGCACACUUAGGCCUAGUUAGUCUGUCUUGCUUGUCUUCAUUUUCUCCAAAUUAUUUAGCUUUUGGAUACCAGUAAUUCCAUGAAUUGUAAGUGACGCAUAUUUAUAAUCGAUACGUGUGAUGUGAAUUGUUAA
Messenger RNA from Cicer arietinum (chickpea), 2042 nucleotides. RefSeq names its product probable GTP-binding protein OBGC2. Gene Ontology annotation, cellular component: mitochondrion. Gene Ontology annotation, molecular function: GTP binding; GTPase activity. The record is from RefSeq and is a predicted model, not a curated record. NCBI's taxonomy places the organism in Eukaryota, Viridiplantae, Streptophyta, Magnoliopsida, Fabales, Fabaceae.